Messenger RNA from Spodoptera litura, 1374 nucleotides. RefSeq lists its product as uncharacterized. Lineage: Eukaryota; Metazoa; Arthropoda; Insecta; Lepidoptera; Noctuidae. The record is from RefSeq and is a predicted model, not a curated record.
CAAAAGGUUGAACUUUUACUAGAAUCUUAUCUAGUUCUACUUGCCCUAACUUUUGCAGCCUUUGUUGUGUUAAAGAUGACAACAAAAUAGAAAGUCUAACGUUCUCAUUUCUGUUGCUCAGUUCAAAUGGACGAGAAACCAGAAUGCAGUCGCGAUAUAAAGCCGAAGAAAUCAGAAAAAAGUAUACCAGACGAAGAACCAACAACUUCAGAAGCCCCAACAAAUGCACUACUUCAAAAUGUCACUAUCUUAACGAAUGACCAAACAAUAUGUUUAAUGAACGAAAUACCUUCGAACAUCUUAAUGAAAGAGCAACCAACUGUAUUAUUAGAUCAACAAAGGAGAUCUCAAAUUGGAACAUCAGACGAGGAAUCUCAUUUACCGAAAACACAGACAGAUAAAAUAAUAUCUAUGCCAGCACCGACAGGGGAAUCGCUUGUAAUACAAGAUCAACCGAGUUUACCGAAAUACCAAACUGUAGCGAGCGGUCAUCAAGUUAUAACAACGUUAGGAAGUAGUUCAGGGCGCAGAUCACCUGUAACCAUGGAAUCAGGCAUUCCUUCAUGCGUCGCAAAAGUUGCAUCAACUACCCUUUCGUACAGUAGAAAUAAUUCGUAUUUAAGUUCCUACGGACCUCUAAUAAUUCGUUCGCCAGCUCAAAGUCCGAUUACAACGCAGCCCCAUUUGUCUCAGUUACCGCUACCAGCUUCGGUUACGGUUUCCACUCAACCACAAACUUUAUUUUUACAAGCACUGUCAAAACUUAAAGAAAGCUCGUUGACUCUGUCUGUUUUAAGUAAUUUAAGGCUUCUUCAACCCACUGCAAAUGGGAGUAAAGUUUUAAAUCUCGAUUUAAAUUCGGGAGAUAUAACUCCACCGGAUUCUUUGACGAGUGCACCGCCGUCCUAUUCGUUUGUGUUGAGGCAAAUGGCCGUUCGGAGGCGGCCGCGGUUCAUGGGAACCUUUUUCCCAUCUCCUUCGUUCGUUCUACAUACUCCUCCUCCUACUUAUACCACGGCGUUUGAUGUAUACAUAGAACCUGCUCUUCCCCCGCCUCCAUCGAGGGUCUAUACCUUCGGGUAUACUUCAAUGCCAAUGGUAUGCCCUGAAUGUGGUUACACCGGUAUGACAGUUGUUACUAGCCGAAUUACUAUAUGCACGCAUUUAUGUGCAUUUCUUUUAUGCUUGCUAUGCUGUUGGAUUUGUGCUCCCUUGCCCUACAUUUUGAAGUCAUGUAAAGAUGUUUAUCAUUAUUGUAGAAAUUGUAGAAGUUUUUUAGGAAUGUAUUGUCCAACAAAUCCGGAAAGCGUGUACCAGUAAACUAAAAUGUAUUGUAACAAAUAAUUUGUACCAUAUUUUUUAUUAUCAUUGCUU